AUGGAGGUCCUCCUGAGACCUGAUAGCGGAGUGAGGGUCGCCAGUUAUGACCUUUACACCGCACUAAAGCUGUCGAAUCCGUCGGCAAUACUGGCACUACUUUUUGACAAACGUGGCGACGAGAUUAAGAUCACGCAAUCUCAUUUGAACCGGGCAGUUGCAAAUUUUCGCGGCGGAGCAGAAGCCACAGUUUUUCUCCUCAAUAAGCGUUCAAAUGAAGUCAAAAUUACUGAAGAGGUGAUUAAACAAGCAGCGGAAUUUGGGUCAGUCGAGACUCUGUCACUGCUCUUUGAUGAACGGGGCACUGAUAUCAAGAUUACGGAAGAUGUCAUAGCGGCUAUAGGUGCCUCUAGGGACGACAUGCAAGCAGCAGCAAAGCUAUCUCUUCUUCUCGAGCGGCGUGCUCAUGAGAUCAAAAUUACGGAGAGCUUGGUGAUAGCCGCAAUGAAAGAGGCAUCUGUUGAUUGGAUGGCCACUCUCCUGGACAAGCGUGGUAACGAGAUGAAAAUAACAGAAGAUAUAGUCAAAGCGGCGUCAGAGAAUCGAGGAAAGUGGAUGUUGACCCUACUUCUUGAGAAGUAUGGUGACGAGUUUAAGAUCACGCAAGAUAUUGUCAAAGCCGCAGUCAGUAAUGCCAACCCCAACCUAGUAGCCUUGCUCCUUGACAAACGCGGCCACGAGUUUAAAAUCACAGAGGAUAUUGCGAGGACAGCAUUGGGUUCUCCCAACGGGUUAAAGAAAAUAACUAUGUUUCUUGACAAGCGCGGUCAUGAAUUCAGGGUUACAGAAGAUAUUGUUGAAGUCGCAGCACGAUUGCGUUUUGAUGCGUCAAAACUAAUUACUCUUUUCCUCAAUAAACGCGGUCACGAGUUUAAGAUAACAGAAGGAAUUAUAAAAGCCGCGUCGAACAAUGUGCUUUUAGGGAGAGAAACAGUAGCCUUGCUUAAAGAUAGGCGCCGCCUCGAGAUGGAUGUCACCAAAGAUAUUGCUAGUAUUGCAUAG
This is a messenger RNA of Trichoderma virens Gv29-8, 1002 nucleotides long. RefSeq lists its product as uncharacterized. The record is from RefSeq and is a predicted model, not a curated record. Lineage: Eukaryota; Fungi; Ascomycota; Sordariomycetes; Hypocreales; Hypocreaceae. The transcript has a single exon. The coding region runs from base 1 to 1002 and encodes 333 amino acids.